Messenger RNA from Labrus mixtus (cuckoo wrasse), 4825 nucleotides. RefSeq names its product sialic acid-binding Ig-like lectin 14. The record is from RefSeq and is a predicted model, not a curated record. The transcript has 4 exons. Bases 3860 to 4558 code for a protein of 232 amino acids. Lineage: Eukaryota; Metazoa; Chordata; Actinopteri; Labriformes; Labridae.
UAUAUAUAUAUAUAUAUAUAUGUUGAAUUCAAAUUCUCACUGUUCAAUUCAGCGUGCACUAUCCAAUAUCCUGAAAGCUCACAAUGUGUAAUCAGGACAGGGUUGAAAUUAGAUUGUAUUUCAGUUGUCUGCAUGGCUCACAUGCACACACCAUCAGAAAUGCUCCAACUCUCUGACUCACACUUAGCAUCACCAGCAAACACAAGCUAACUAACAAGCUAAAUCAUAACAAAUACUCCCUGUCAGCUGGAGAUUUGCAGCUAUUUCCUGCUAAUGUUUCUCUCUUUCAUAUAUUUUGUGAUAGGAGUGGGAAGACACAUCACAUAUGCAUGCCAGCUGUCGCCAUGGUGCUUUCAGAUGCUGCCUGACAGUUUGGUGCAGGUGUAAUCAGGAAAAAAAAAGCCUUGAAGUUGGGGUAUCACCUCGUGCCUCUAUCCUAACUGUGUGACUGCGUGCAGGUACAAUUUAAACAUGCCAGAAAUUCAUCUUACCAGUCGGGGGCAGCUGAUCAGGCUUGCUUGACUGUUGCUCCCCUCCCUACUGUAUGACAAAUGGCGUGCAAUCGGGCUAAAGUUUGUCCUGAUUUCAGAAUCAUUCAUGCGACUCAAUACUGCAUGUUGGGGUGGCCCCACAGACCUUAACUACUAGCUAUGUGCACUGCCUAGCUGCACCUGUAUCCAAUCAAAGUUAAAGCUGUUUGUUUGCACUUGCUGACGUUGUUUCUUCCUUUCUAGAUCCUUGCUUAUGUUGUAAUUAAUCUCUGAUGUACGUCUCUUUGGAUAAAAGCUUCUGCUAAAUGAAAUGUUGAGUGUUUUCGAGUGUUUUUCUGCUCCCUAGCCAAGGUGUGCACUUUGUCAUCUUCAAAGGAGGGUCCCUUUGUCCUUCAGAUGUAAGUGGAAAGCAGAAUUCUGUCCUGAAGAGCUGGCUCUCCUAUGCUGUGUCAUGUGUUUGUGUCUUGUCUCUCUGAUAAAUCCCUGCAUUCCUAGUUGCACUGGAUAGUAUAGACAACAUUGCUUUGUUUAUGCCUGGGAGUUUUGUCCUUAGGGUGGACCAACUUCUGACUCAAGGUGUUGGAUGGUUUAAAGUGUACAGAGAUGAAGGUACACAUGAUUAAAAAAAACAUUUAUUUUACCCAAGGACACAUACAUGUGCAGGAGCUGGAGAUCAAACCCCUGACCCCUUAGUUGAGAGGUGACUGACUCAACCACUGACCCACAGCCGUCCCCUCGUACAUAGACUUAAAAAAGCAAUACUUCAUGCUUUAAAAUCUGUUGUUUUUGCUCCCCAAUAGUAUCAAUGGAUAUUAGAUUAACAUUAAACUAUCAGACAGAGUAGCAUAGAAAAUAUUGCAGAAGUGAAAUGUGCUUCAAGAGUUCAUACAGACCUGCAAUUAAAGUUCACCUUAAAAACGUUUUUUUGACAUAACCAUCAUCUUUUCGUUACUUUAUUUUGCUUUUUCCAGGUUUUCCAAACCAGGCUGGCAGUCAUGCUUACAUGUAUCUGUGUCCACAUAACUCAACUUAAAUGUGUCACUAUUGAGCUGGUGGGCAACAUAUUAAUGUCAAACCUAUUGAAAUAUAACACAACUUGUUCAUUUAAGAUUUGCCUUGAAGAAUAUAUCUUCUAAUUGUUUUUUAUACUAUGCACCUGUCAUUGUACGUGCUGUGUUUCACCACCAAGUGUGGAAGGAAAUGAUGUGAAACAUUUAGCACAUCAGUUUUGUAAGUUUUUUGUAACAUCCCUUUACUGGACUUCUGUUAUUCUGUGUACCAUGACUUGAUAAAUAUCAGGUCAAGUAAUAACACUCUAUUUUUCCUCGUCUUUCUCAAUAUAUAUGUAGAUUUUACUUCCUGUUUCAUCUCUCCUCAGACUUCUGUUUUUCUGAUAUAAUGUCUCUCUUGUAAACAAACAACUUAACAAAGUAACUGUAAAGUACAAAAUAAUAAAGGGUUAAAUGUGUUUGUUUUUGUCUGUCCUCAAAGAUCGACAGUAUCUACUCUUCUUUUAUUGCAUGCUCUCCGCUACCGGUGCACUAAACUCAGCAAUAUUAGUUGGCUGUGUUAAAGCCUGCUUUAAAAAAAGGAGAGAGGAAGUAAGUGAAGCUGUUUUUGUUUUCUGUCUCUUUUGGGGCGGUUGAAAACUGUUUGUGCUUUCGAUGAUAUAGUCACACUUUUACUGAAACUUAAGUACUAGAACAUGGGAGUGGCAUGUGUUUAUAUCUGAAUGUGCUGCUAAAUCAUCAAAUGAGAAUAUUUUAUUGAUCAUGCACAUGUUCUGAUGGAUCUAACAAUUGGAAAGUUUUUUCUCUCUCAGUUUUAAAAUAAUUUUUAGUUACACCAACAAAAAGCUGUCCUUUAGGAGAAGUAUUUAGUUUUUCUUUAUAGAGUUUAUAAGAAUAUAAAAACACCAAACAAUGGAGGCGGAACACUUGACCUUGGUUUGUUUUAGUGUCCUGUGUACUUGACACUGGCCUAUCACCAUAGCUGAGACACUUUUGUCUCAAGCAACUGUUUCUAGAGUCCCAUGCUGAAAUGUUGGCAUAGAUCUUUCACAGUAAAUGAGUCUUCCUUUACCAGAAUGAUUCUUUGAAACUAUACUAAGUAAGAAGCAAAUGUCCCUUAUUAACGACAAACAGAUUUGUAAGUGUUGCUACCAACACUAACUAGUGAAGAAUAAAACAGUUUUAACAGAAAACUGAUUAAGCAAUAUAUUUUUUGUGAUAUGAUGAUCUCAUUUGACUGAACAUCAAAUGACCUAAAAUGCAUGCUGUGUAUGCCUGAACAGCAAAACUGUAACAUUUAAUCUAUGUCCUUGCUGCACCCAUGAAAAGACAAGGACUCUGUCUUCCGUUCGGCAACUUUAUUCUUCCCGAUGCUGUAUUUUUUUAUGAUUAUCUCUCUUAAGAAGCAUCGGGUCCUCACAACAAAAACGGCAUACAUGCUCAUUCAUCUCUUGACCACGACCCCGACUAUCUAUGUCACCUCUGCACACAGGCCGAUGACGUCAUAUAUCGAAACCUAAAAUUAAAAGAGUUAAUAACAACUUUUUAAUUUCUGUGUAAACUAACAUGACAUUACAGUACCUGUAUGUUUUUUUAAUUCACAAAUUAAACAAAUGUGAAACAAUAUUAUAUUCACUACUUUCUAACUUAUAGUGUAAUGUGCUUUCUUCUGUCAAAUUGAAUUGCAUACAAAUAUUUCUAGGUCGCAACAUCCUUGUAAGAAACUGUUGUAAUCACAGAAACGUUCAAUAGAAUGUGGGUUUGUGGUACUCUUUAAACUGCUUGUUUUCUCUGGCUUGGCCUUCAUUGGAAGGCUUGAGGGCUUUUAAAAAUGUCUGCAUUGAUAUCAUGUGAUGAUUUCUUCCACACAACACUCCUUUGUUUCUCAAAGUUUUUACUUAUCUCGUGUUUUCUUUUUAUCUCGAGUACAGAAAGUGUUGCUUCUGUGUUGCUUCUGUACUCUGUACUACUCGCUGCAAAUUAUUUUUUCUCUCAUUCAUUUGGUUAUAGAAAAACAAAAUCAAAGCUACAACAAAGGUUAAACCAUGAGAAAGCAAUCACAUAUUGCAACAAUAUCUUUCUCCUGGGCUACUGUUGUAACCGUAUAAAUGCCAACUCACACAAUGAGUUAAACGUUUUAGGUAAUAUUUGGUUACACCUUCAAUUUUGAAGGGCAAAUCCAGACUAUAAAUAUGAAACCCAAAGACAAUGAUCAAAUCUGAGGAGCUCUGGGAGUGAAAAAGGAUUCAAAGGUGAGUGGGUUCUUUACAUACAAGCAAAUGAAUACAAAGACAGACUCAAACGUUUUCAUUGUCUUUAUGCUGAUUUAAGUCGUAGAAUUCUUCUUUCUCAUCAGAGAUGGAGCUGAAGUUGGGGCUUUCCUUUCUGUCUUUACUUGUGAUCCUUCAUUUCGAGUCCUCUCAUGGACAAUGGGCGGCCAUUGUACCACCAAAGAUCUCCGCCCUGCAGGGCUCCUGUGUGGUUAUUCCUUGCUCCUACACUUACCCCAAGCGAGCCUCAAAGGAGAACCUGAACAGGUGGAUUGGAUUCUGGAAAAAAAAAGGAACUAUCAUCUCAACCAAUCUCCCAAAGUGGAAACUGCCUACUAAGUACAGAAAACGGACUCUGUUUUUGGGAAAUUUGCAAACACAUGAAUGCACCAUGAUGCUGGACGGUGUCAGGAGGACUGACACUGGCCCUUUCUACUUCAGGAUUGAAUUGCCACAGUACGGAAGAAGCUACUCCUACACAAACAAUCAUGUGACCAUUGACGUUAUGUCGAAUCCUCCAGUACCAUCUCUGUCUGUGCAGGUGAGAGAUAAAAUAACUGCCUCCUGCUCGGUGUCUCACUCCUGCCCCUCGUACCCUCCUCAGUUCAUCUGGAGUCACCCCGGAAUCAUCACUCUGAGAUCGAAGAAGCUGAAUAUGUGGGAGUGGGAGACUGUGUCAACUGUGACUCUGAAGCCUCUGCCCAUUGACUUCAAUAAGAAUUUAACAUGCACAGUGAAGUACAGAGGAGGGAAGCAGGCCAGGAACUCCACCAUUAUCAGUGUAUAACCAAAAUAUCACACCAGUAGUUUAAUGUCUCUGUUUGUGUUUUUCAGAUGACAUGCUUUGGUUUGAUAACACAGAUUCUGACCAAAAGUAAAUUACUGAACACAAACUAUAUGUCCACACAGUGAGUGAAGAGACACAAUCAGACAGUUCAGAAAUACAGAAAAUUUGACUUCACUCUAACGUCAUUUGAAUGAGCAGAAAUCACCUUGAUCAUCUUAGAAUGUACCACUUCAUAUUUGCUGUUGUGGAAGAUCAGUUUUUUCUUUU